AUGGUGGAGUCUGAUCACAAGCCGUUGAUGGGGCUUUUGGAUAAGGCAGUGGCUGAUUAUUCUCCUCGGAUCCAACGUAUGCGACUCCAGCUCCAACGUUUUGAUUUCAGGUUGGUCUACAAACCUGGGAAGGAGCUAUUUAUUGCAGAUACUCUGAGUAGAGCUCAUAUGCCAGCCCUGUUUGCUGAUAACGUCACGGAGGGAUGCCAGGAGCAAGUACAUACAGUCCUGGAUCACAUUUUUCCUCGGCGUGAUACUCGAUCCCGCUAUGCUAAGGCCACUGCGGACGAUCCGGCGCUGCAGUUGGUGAAAGAGUUGCUCCUGUCUGGCUGGCCCGAGAAAAAAAGUCAUUGUUCCAUCCCUGCUAGUCCGUUCUGGAAUGUCCGUCAUUCGCUUAGUGAAGUGGACGGUCUGAUUCUCUUUGGACAACUUUUAGUCGUUCCAGUGUCCUUGCGAAGGGAAGCAAUAGAAGGCAUUCACUUCGGCAAUUUUGGUAAAGUGAAGAAGGUGAGACGGGCCAAAUCGUCUGUUUUCUGGCAUGGCUGUGAUGACCACAUCGGCAACAUGGUGGCCAGUUGUGCUACCUGCCAGAAAAACCGCCACAAACAUCCAGCCUUGCCCUUAUUUCCAGUUCGUCUUCUAAUUUCAUCCGUUUCAGAUGGUCUCCGCGGAUAUCUUCCAGUUUGCUGGGGUUCAUUAUUUGCUUCUAGUCGACGAAUACAGCAAGUGGCCAUGUGUGGAAAAAAUGAAGUACCUCACGGCGGCUUCUAA
Molecule: messenger RNA, 771 nt
Organism: Daphnia pulicaria
Lineage: Eukaryota; Metazoa; Arthropoda; Branchiopoda; Diplostraca; Daphniidae
Exons: 1
Coding region: 1-771 (256 amino acids)
Source: RefSeq, a predicted model, not a curated record